CAAGCGCCGCUGCCGGGGCUCGGCGUGCGGCUGCGGGGCGGGGGGAGCCCCGCGGGGCCGGCCCGCAGAGCUGGAGCCGCCGCUCGCCAUGAGCCGCUCCCGGAGCAGCGCCUCCCCACGUAGGCAAUAGCUUGCUUGAUGGACAUGAACGCCUUGCUGGACAGAUUUCACAAUUACAUCCUACCGCACCUCCGAGGGGAGGACCGAGUUUGUCACUGCAACUGUGGAAGGCACCACGUGCACUACGUGAUCCCCUACGACGGGGACCAGUCGGUGGUGGACUCCUCGGAGAAUUACUUUGUGACCGACAAUGUGACCAAGCAGGAGAUCGACCUCAUGCUGGGGCUGCUGCUGGGCUUCUGCAUCAGCUGGUUCCUGGUGUGGAUGGACGGCGUCCUGCACUACGCCGUGCGCGCCUGGCGCGCCAGCCGCCGAUACGACACGCCCUGGUGGUGGAUCCCCAGGCUGUGUAAGCUGAAGGAGCUGCGCAAGCGCCACCCGCGGCAGUACGAGGAGCCCACGGGGAACAUGGUGCACAUCAAACAGAAGCUCUACCACAACGGGCACCCCAGCCCCCGGCACCUGUGAGGGACUGCAGCGCCUCGGAACCGCACACGGGACUCCUCCUCCUCACGGGAUGGCCUCGGCGCUGCUGCCAGGCCAGCUGGGGACACGGAUUGUCGGGAUUUGGUCGGGAUGUCCACGGGUGGACACGCCGCCAUGCACAACCAGAGCCGGUGCUGGGCGCUCUGCAGCCAAGGCUUUGCACUG
Camarhynchus parvulus is the source of this 771-nucleotide messenger RNA. RefSeq names its product transmembrane protein 240 (gene TMEM240). The coding region runs from base 139 to 588 and encodes 149 amino acids. The transcript has 4 exons. NCBI's taxonomy places the organism in Eukaryota, Metazoa, Chordata, Aves, Passeriformes, Thraupidae. The record is from RefSeq and is a predicted model, not a curated record.